GCUUCCAAUCCAGAUGGCAAUAGCACGGAGGCCCCAAGCAUGCUGUGGGCGUCCAUUCAGGAGGUGCCAGUCAUCAUGGCACAACCCUUCUUCGACGGCUUUAAGGAGGCCACGGUGGUAAAGGUGGAAGACGAAGUCGUGUGCACAGCGAGAAGCCAGGAGUUUGAGCAGCUUACCAGCUGGGUCCGGCGGGAACAGAGCCAGGUGCACGAGAAGCUGGAUGUCAAGUUCCAGAAGCUUCACUCCUUGUUGGAGGGUUUGAAGACCUCGCGGCAGGGUCCGGCAGCGGCAGAAGUGGCGGCUCCAGCGACGGAGCCCUUUGCCAGUGCCUCCGCCCCCUCUCUCUCCGGGUCGCCUGGGAAGGCCUUGCGCAACUCUCGGCCCAAGCAGGACCACCCGAGCGUCAGACACAUGCUGGAGGAGUUCCGAACGUCCCAACUCUGCAUGGUCGAGGAGCAGCAAACCACCAAGAGCAUGAUCGAG
Messenger RNA from Symbiodinium necroappetens, 483 nucleotides. The record is from the annotation of a GenBank genome assembly. Lineage: Eukaryota; Dinophyceae; Suessiales; Symbiodiniaceae.